UGGUACCAUUCGCUGACGGAACGACGCAAAUUCAACAUAUUCUUGAUCAGCGUAACGGCGAGCUUCGUAGUAAGUUCCUUACAUUUGCUGGACUGCUUUAUGUACGUGGCCGAAGCGUACACCAGAAAUGGCACCACAAUCUAUGAGUUGCGAGCUGCGGAUUUUGUUUUCUCUACGCAGUACAUCGUAUACGAGGUCUUUGUCGAUCUGAUGCUGCCAGUAGCUUCGAUUUCUCUUAUGAUAGCCUUUAACGGCUUUUUCUACUACAAGAUCAAAAGCAGACAUACGUCAUGGAGAAUUCGAUUCAACGCCGGCAACAAGGUCAAUUCUGAGGUUGUAGUCGAGAAAACUUUCUCGUGUUCCCAACACUCUACCCCGAGCUCCAAAAUAAACCUCUUGGUGGCGAUAGUUGCCGUCAUACUUGUCGCUGAACAGGUUUCCAGAAUCAUGAGGGGCUUCAAUCUCUUCAUCCUGAUCGAUGAUGAGCUGUUGGAAAAACAGCCCUUAAGCGAAGAGGGCCAACGAGAAAUAAGGAAGAUUACUUACUUCGCCAUUUCAUCUGCUAUUAAUACAAUAAAAAUGUGCGUUACAUCAGAUGUGUACCAUCUGUGCCAAACAUUAAACACCCAUGCGAAAGUUGGAUCUGCGACGUUGUUCAAAUUGAUUAUAGUGAAGCGGCUGAAAAUUUUCCCGAUUGUCCAUUCAUCUGUAUGUACCACAUUUUACUUUCUCUGCGACGAAUAA
Molecule: messenger RNA, 744 nt
Organism: Soboliphyme baturini
Lineage: Eukaryota; Metazoa; Nematoda; Enoplea; Dioctophymatida; Soboliphymatidae
Source: the annotation of a GenBank genome assembly